CAGAAUUCAGCUCCAUAAAACGUUCCAGAUUCCACAUAUCACCAACAUUCUUUCUUCCUCUUGGCUUAUAUUAGGGAUAGGGGAUGUGGUUUAUUACAAAGGAUGAGUAUUUUGAUAGCUUCUCAUUCCUUGAACUAUUCCUCAGGUUUAUAACAAGGCUCAGAAAAUACUAAAGGUUAAAGGAGAAUUGAGAGCUGCCAAGGAAAUGAAAGAUGAGGCAGGGGAGAGAGACAGAGAAGUGAGCAGCCUGAACAGCAAGCUGUUAAGCCUGCUUGACAUCAAGAAUCUGCACGAUGUCUGCAAGAGACAGAGGAAGACCUUGCAGGACAAUCAGCUCUGCGUGGAGGAGGCAAUGAACAGCAGUCACAACAAGAAGCAAGCACAGGCAUUAGCAUUCGAGGAGUCAGAGGUGGAAUUUGGGUCCAGUAAACAGUGUCAUCUGAGACAAUUCCAGCAACUGAAGAAAAAAUUGCUGACCCUUCAACAAGAACUGGAGUUUCGCACAGAGGAGUUGCAGACUUCUUACUGUUCUCUCUGCCAGUAUCAGUCCAUCCUAGAGAAGCAGACUUCUGACCUGGUUCUUCUGCACCAUCACUGCAAACUGAAAGAAGAUGAGGUGAUUCUCUAUGAGGAGGAAAUGGGAAAUCACAACGAGAACACAGGGGAGAAGCUCCAUUUGGCACAGGAGCAACUCGCCUUGGCCUGGGACAAGAUCGCCUUCCUAGAGAGGAGCUUAAACCUCUACAGGGAUAAAUACCAGUCUUCCCUGAGCAACAUCGAGUUACUAGAAUGCCAAGUGAAGAUGUUGCAGGGGGAGCUCGGCGGGAUCAUGGGUCAGGAGCCUGAGAACAACGGUGAUCAUUCAAUGGUACGGAUAUACACUUCUCCUUGCAUGAUUCAAGAGCAUCAGGAGACCCUGAAACGACUGUCUGAAUUCUGGCAAAAGGUCUCUCAACAGGAUGAUCUCAUUCAAGAACUUCGAAAUAAGCUGGCCUGCAGUAAUGCUUUGGUUCUGGAGCGUGAAAAGACUUUGAUAAAACUACAAGCCGAUUUUGCUUCCUAUACAGCCACCCACAGAUACCCUCCUAGCUCCUCAGAAGAGUGUGAAGACAUCAAAAAGAUACUGAAGCACUUGCAGGAGCAGAAAGACAGCCAGUGCCUGCAUGUGGAGGAGUCACAGAACCUGGUGAAGGAUCUGCACAUGGAACUAGAGGCCGUGUCAGAACAGAAGAAAAACAUCAUGAAGGACAUGAUGAAGCUGGAGCUGGACCUGCACGGACUGCGGGAGGAGACAUCUGCCCACAUUGAGAGGAAGGAUAAGGACAUCGCUAUCCUGCAGUGCCGGCUGCAGGAGCUGCAGCUGGAGUUCACCGAGACCCAAAAGCUCGCUUUGAGGAAAGACAAGUUCCUCCAAGAGAAAGAUGAGAUGCUGCACGAGCUGGAGAAGAAACUGACACAGGUUCAGAACAGCCUCCUGAAAAAGGAGAAGGAGCUGGAGAAGCAGCAGUGCAUAGCCACAGAACUCAAAAUGACAGUCAAGGAGGCUACGCAGGACAAGUCCAAGGAGGUGGAGUGCAAGGCCCUGCAGGCUGAGGUCCAGAAGCUGAAGAACAGUCUCGAAGAGGCCAAGCAGCAGCAGAGGCUGGCUGCUCAGCAAGCAGCCCAGUGCAAAGAAGAGGCUGCGCUGGCAGGCUGUCACCUGGAGGACACCCAGAGGAAACUGCAGAAUGGCCUCCUCCUGGACAAGCAGAAGGCAGACACCAUCCAGGAACUACAGAGAGAACUUCAGACGCUACAGAAGGAGUCCUCGAUGGCUGAGAAGGAACAAACCUCCAACAGAAAACGGGUGGAGGAGCUGUCAUCAGAACUCUCUGAAGCCCUGAGGAAGCUUGAAAAUUCAGACAAGGAAAAGAGGCAGCUUCAGAAGACAGUGGCUGAGCAGGAUAUGAAAAUGAAUGACAUGCUUGAUCGUAUCCAGCACCAGCACAGGGAGCAAGGCUCUAUCAAAUGCAAGUUAGAAGAAGAUCUUCAGAAGGCCACAAAGCUUCUGGAGGACAAACGGGAGCAGUUGAAGAAGAGCAAAGACCAUGAGAAGCUGAUGGAGGAAGAACUUGAAGCUUUGCUGCAGGAAUUUAAAAAGAAAGACAAGACGUUGAAAGAGAAUUCCAGAAAGUUGGAGGAAGAAAAUGAGAAUCUCCGAGCAGAGCUACAGUGUUGUUCUACACAACUGGAAUCCUUUCUCAACAAAUACAACACCAGCCAGCAAGUCAUCCAAGGCUUUAAUAAAGAGAUAGCCCUUCAGAAGGAGUCCUUAAUGAGCCUGCAGGCCCAGCUGGACAAAGCUCUGCAGAAGGAGAAGCACUAUCUCCAGACCACCAUUACCAAAGAAGCCUAUGAUGCGUUAUCCCGGAAGUCAGCCGCCUGCCAGGACGACCUGACAGCAGCCCUCGAGAAGCUCAAUCAUGUGACCUCAGAGACAAAGAGCCUGCAGCAAAGCUUGACACAGACCCAAGAGAAGAAAGCUCAGCUGGAAAAGGAAAUCAUUGCUUAUCAGGAAAGGAUGAAAAAGCUCAAUACGGAAUUAAGAAAACUGCGGGGCUUCCACCAGGAGAGUGAGCUGGAGGUGCACGCCUUCGACAAGAAGCUAGAGGAGAUGAGCUGCCAGGUGCUGCAGUGGCAGAAGCAACACCAGAAUGACCUCAAGAUGCUGGCAGCCAAAGACAAGCAGCUCAGGGAGUUCCAGGAGGAGAUGGCCGCCCUGAAAGAGAACCUCCUUGAGGAUGAUAAGGAGCCCUGCUGCCUGCCCCAGCAGUCUGUGCCCAAAGACACCUGUAGGCUCUACCGAGAGAACGAUCAGAUUAUGACCAACUUGGAGCAAUGGGCAAAACAGCAGAAGGUCGCCAAUGAGAAACUAGAAAACAAGCUCCAAGAGCAGAUGAAAUACAUCGCCAAGCUGAGUGGUGAAAAGGACCACCUCCACAAUGUAAUCGUCCACCUGCAGCAGGAAAACAAGAAGCUGAAGAAGGAGAUAGAAGAGAAGAAGACGAAAGCUGAGAACACAAGGCUAUGCACCAAAGCCCUAGGCCUGAGCAGAACGGAGUCCACACAGAGGGAGAAAGUGUGCAGCGCCUUGGGCUGGAAGGGGUUGCCCCAGGAUGUGGGUCAAAGAAUGGACCUCACCAAGUACAUCGGGAUGCCUCACUGCCCAGGUUCCUCGUAUUGCUAGAAUCCACAUCUAACCCUGAGCAGCAUUUCCACGCGUGUUUCUUCAGAGGACAGUGAGUUCCCAGCCCUCCCUCUCUCUUGACCUGGAUCAGCUCUUACAGGAAUAUAUCACGGUCCCAGCCUAUUUUGCAAGGCACUAACUUUUAUUGAGUUUUGUCCACUUCCUGCCAUGGAGUGAGCUUUAGAACCAUACUACCAUCUCCAGGCCCAAACUCUGAAAUAAAGACAUGAGCAUGAGCACA
Symphalangus syndactylus (siamang) is the source of this 3467-nucleotide messenger RNA. RefSeq names its product polyamine modulated factor 1 binding protein 1 (gene PMFBP1). Gene Ontology annotation, cellular component: sperm head-tail coupling apparatus. The record is from RefSeq and is a predicted model, not a curated record. Gene Ontology annotation, biological process: spermatogenesis. Lineage: Eukaryota; Metazoa; Chordata; Mammalia; Primates; Hylobatidae.